Molecule: messenger RNA, 4611 nt
Organism: Ipomoea nil (Japanese morning glory)
Lineage: Eukaryota; Viridiplantae; Streptophyta; Magnoliopsida; Solanales; Convolvulaceae
Exons: 12
Coding region: 1-4611 (1536 amino acids)
Biological process (GO): telomere maintenance; DNA repair
Molecular function (GO): DNA helicase activity
Source: RefSeq, a predicted model, not a curated record
AUGAGGAAAAUCACUAAAUCAACAAUUAUAGGCAUCAAAAGGAAACCAAGUGAUGAAAAUAAAGAAAAUCAAUUGGGCAACUCAUCAUCAAGGAAUAAUUCUGCUCAAGGAAAACAACAGCCUUCGGCAAGAAAUCCUUCCCGCAUUCCUCUAGGAGGAUGUUUGUCGCAAAACAUCACACCCUUGAGUAACAUGACUAACGCAAAUAAUUUUUGCAAAUCAUCAUUAAUGACUAAUGCUGGUCAAGGGAAAGAGCAACAUACGCCAAAUAAUCGAACCCAAAAUCCGUUGGGAUGUGGUUUGUCCCCAGAUAUCACACCAUUCAGUAACAUCAGUAAUGCAAAUCAUUUCGGUUGCUCAUCUUUUACGAAUAAUGCUGCUCAAGAUCAAGACCAACGGACGACAGCUACUCCUUACACUAAUCCCCAGCGAGGAUGUUUGUCUGAAAAUAUCACACCAUUGAGUAACAUCACUACCGUACGGCAGUGCAAUACACAAAUAGGUCCAAGCAAUUGCCAGAAAUUUUUUAUUGUAGAUAAACAAAAUCCGGGUUCGACGAUAACACAAGAUGAAUUGGCAAUUCGUAAACCAUUAGAUAAAUAUGCAAUUGUCGAAGACCAUGUAACAACCAGAGACUUGCUACCUGCCUUUGAAGAUGAAAGUAACAAUACAAUGAGCGAUGUCCCAAAUCAGAACAUAGAUGAUGCAAAUAUAUCGGGUAACGCUGUUAGGCAGACCUCGGAAAUUGGGACAUCCUCUGGUCCACAACAUGGUCAAUACUGCGAUUUUGGUGAUGCAACGAAUCAGUGCGUCCAUUGUGGGGCUCUGUUUUGGUUUGAAGAAAGGAAGAAGAAUUUGUCAACAAAAGCAUCGCCACUGUUUAUGUUGUGUUGCAACAAUGGGAAGAUCAAAUUGCCGGAUAAUAAGUUGCCACCAAAAGGUAUAUUUGAUCUCUUUUUCGGCAAUGACGAAAUAUCAAAAGAGUUUUUACACAACAUUAGGACCUACAACAACAUGUUCUGCUUCACAUCCAUGGGUGGAAAAAUUGACAAGAACGUGAACAAGGGGGGAGCACCUCCAAUUUUUCGAUUAAGUGGUCAAAACUACCACCUAAUGGGCACUUUACUUCCAGAACAAGGCAAAGAACCUCAUUUUGCCCAGUUAUACAUAUACGACACGACAAAUGAAAGGAACAACCGUAUAAAUGCUGUGAGGGGUAGUGGUGACCAAGAUGACAUUCAUGUAGAAAUAGUGAAUGUCAUUCAGAAAGACCUGGAUGAAAAUAAUGUCUUGGUUAAGUCUUUUCGCAUGGCUAUAGAUGCGAGGACAUAUAAUCUGCCUCAAGUUUCUGAAGUAGUAGCUUUAAUUGUUGGAGAUCUGGAUACAAGUAUUGGAGAGCGUGAUAUUAUUGUUCAAUCGAAGGGUGGCCACCUACAGAGGAUUACUGAAUUAAAUCCUUCAUACUUACCACUGCAAUACCCUAUUUUGUUUCCAUAUGGCGAAGAUGGUUAUCGGGAGGACAUUGCAUUCGCCGACGUAGUAGGCUGGCGCUCUUCUGGUGGUAGACAGAGGAUUAGCCCCAGGGAGUUUUUUUGCUACCGCAUACAAUCUAGACAGUCAGCUCCGAGUACCAUAUUAUUUGCCAAACGGUUGUUCCAACAGUUCGUUGUAGAUGGCUACACAAUGGUUGAGUCUGGAAGACUAAUUUAUAUAAGGACACACCAAAAAAGCCUAAGGUGUGAGAGUUAUAGUGGAUUGACUGAUGCUUUGACGAGGGGUGAAAUAAGUCCUGCAGCCCAAGGUCGUAGAAUAAUACUACCUUCGAGUUUUACGGGUGGUGCUAGAUACAUGAUACAAAACUACCAAGAUGCAAUGGCAAUAUGUAGAUGGAUUGGAUACCCAGAUUUAUUUAUAACUUUUACAUGCAAUCCGAAGUGGCCUGAGGUGCAACGCUUUUUAAAAGAUCAAAGGUUGAAGCCAGAAGACCGGCCGGACAUAAUUUGCCGCUUAUUCAAGAUUAAGUUGGAUGCUUUGAUAGCUGACUGUCGAAAGAAUCAACUAUUUGGCCCUGUGGCUGGAGUCAUAUAUACAAUUGAGUUUCAAAAGCGAGGUCUUCCGCAUGCUCAUAUAUUACUUUUUAUGGAGAAAAGUAAAGAAGUUAGGCAAGUUCUCACUCUAGACAACAUAAUUUCCGCAGAGAUUCCGGAUGAAAAGAAAGAUGCUGAGUAUUACCAAGCGAUAGAGGAAUUUAUGAUGCAUGGUCCAUGUGGAAAAGCGAGGACAAAUUCUCCAUGCAUGGUAAAUGCGCGAUGCUCUAAACAUUUUCCUAAGAGAUUUGUUGAUAGUUCUACGUUUGAUGACGAUGGUUACCCGGUAUAUAGAAGGAGAGACAAUGGCAGUGUAGUUACAAAGAACGGUAUCGCCUUGGACAACAGGUAUGUGGUACCGCACAAUAGAUAUUUAUUACUCAAGUACAAGGCUCAUAUAAAUGUCGAGUGGUGCAACCAAUCAAGGUCAAUCAAGUACCUGUUCAAGUAUGUUAACAAGGGUCAUGAUCGAGUAACAGCCGAAUUUUACAAAACAGGCAAUGAUGACGAGAAUGGCAAAGCAGUAGAUGAGAUAAAUAUGUACUAUGACUGUAGGUACAUAUCCCCGUGUGAAGCGGUCUGGCGUCUGUUUGGUUUUGAUAUACAACUUCGUGCGCCUUCGGUAGAGAGGUUAAGCUUUCACCUACCUAAUCAACAGAGUGUGAUAUUUGCAGAUGAUGAUGCGGUUGAGAACAUUGUGAAUAGACCUACGAUAGCACAGAGCAUGUUUUUAGAAUGGUUUGAAGCUAAUAAAACAUACCCCGGUGCCAGAGAGCUUACUUAUGUUGAGAUGCCAACAAGAUUCGUUUGGAAGAAAGACCUUAGAAAAUGGCAGCCACGAAAGAAAGGGUUCUCCAUAGGACGUAUAUUCUAUGUCCCACCAGCUACUGGUGAAAUCUUCUAUUUGAGGUGUUUGCUCAACAAAGUCCGCGGCCCUAAAAGUUACGAAGAUAUUAGGACUGUAAAUGGAGUACAAUAUGACUCAUUCCGAGAUGCGUGUUAUGCAAGAGGUUUAGUUGAUGAUGACAACGAAUAUGUUGAUGCAAUAGAUGAAGCCAGUUAUUGGGCGUCAGCGGAACAAUUGAGGAGAUUGUUUGUGACAUUACUAAUGAGCAGUUGCAUGGGGAAACCGGAAAUAGUUUGGCACGCCGUUUGGCAACAUCUAUCAGACGAUGCCCAAUUCAAUAUCCGUACACAACUGCAGAACAGAGUUCAGAUUGAAAAGCUAUUAUCUAAUCAUGGUAAGAGUUUGAAGGACUAUCCUGAGAUGCCAACGACCAAUUUUGGUGCGUUAAACAUUAUUGCAAAUAGAUUGAUUCAAGAAGAAUUAUCAUACGAUCGUGGAGAACAAGAGAAAGAGAAUCAAGAAUUGGUAAGGCAGUUAACAGACGAACAAAGGGCAAUAUACAAUGAAGUGUUAACUGACGUCGAUUGCCAGCAAGGUGGGUUAUUCUUCGUAUCUGGUUAUGGAGGGACAGGUAAGACUUUCUUGUGGCGAGCACUUUCUUCCGCAUUAAGGUCUAAGAGUCAAAUAGUUUUAAAUGUUGCUUCUAGCGGCAUAGCUUCGCUGUUAUUACCUGGUGGUCGUACGGCGCAUUCCAGAUUUGCUAUACCGAUAUCUGUUAAUGAAGAUUCCACGUGCAACAUAAGGAACGGCAGUGAACUGGCGGAACUUCUUGUGCAAACAAAGCUGAUAAUAUGGGACGAAGCCCCAAUGAUGCAUAAAUUCUGCUUUGAAGCUUUGGAUCGAACUAUGCGGGAUUUGAUGCGCUUCGUAAAUCCAAGGAGUUCUGAUAUGACAUUCGGUGACAAAACAGUUGUUUUGGGUGGCGAUUUCAGGCAAAUUUUACCAGUCAUUCCCAAGGGUACUAGACCGGAUAUAGUUCGUGCGAGCAUUAUCUCAUCCUAUCUAUGGCAAUCCUGUAAAGUCUUGAGGCUGACUAAGAAUCUACGCUUGAAAAGUGUUCAAUCAGAAUCCGAGUGCAAGGAGAUCGAGGAAUUUGCUAAAUGGAUAGCUAAUAUAGGUGACGGAAUGAUUGGGUGUCAACUGGAUGGGGAGUCAGAGAUUACUAUUCCAGAAGAUUUGUUGUUAAAGUGCGAAGAUGACCCUAUUGCUACAAUUGUUGAUAGCACUUUCCCCAAUUUCCGACUGGGACUUGCCGAUUUGUCAUAUCUUAAUCAUAGUGCAAUUUUAGCUCCAACAUUGGAUGUGGUAGAUGCCGUUAACCAAUACAUGAAUGACCAUAAUCCCGCUGAGAGUAAGACAUACCUGAGUUGUGAUUCUGUGUGUAAGUCAGAUGCCAAUGUGGACAUGUUAGCGGAUUUGCACACUCCGGAAUUCUUGAAUGCAUUGAGAUGUUCUGGAGUCCCAAAUCAUGCGUUGACAUUGAAAGUUGGAUCACCUGUUAUGCUGUUGCGAAAUAUUGAUCACACAUUAGGAUUAUGCAACGGUACAAGGUUGAUUGUUACAAGGUUGGCUGACCAUGUGUUGGAAGGCCAAAUCAUGUGCGGUAGAGUCUCUUAA